Alosa alosa (allis shad) is the source of this 4061-nucleotide messenger RNA. RefSeq names its product RNA polymerase I subunit B (gene polr1b). The coding region runs from base 552 to 3701 and encodes 1049 amino acids. Gene Ontology annotation, molecular function: ribonucleoside binding; DNA-directed RNA polymerase activity; DNA binding. The transcript is spliced from 15 exons. NCBI's taxonomy places the organism in Eukaryota, Metazoa, Chordata, Actinopteri, Clupeiformes, Clupeidae. Gene Ontology annotation, biological process: DNA-templated transcription. Gene Ontology annotation, cellular component: nucleus; RNA polymerase I complex. The record is from RefSeq and is a predicted model, not a curated record.
UGGCUAAUGCUAUGUUUGCCCUUCUGUUUAUGAAGGUAAAAUUAGCAGACAUUGCAACAGAAGUUGUUCUAAUUAGGCUAAAAACAGAGUUGAGUUGUUGAUGGCCAUUAUAUUGCAGUGAGUCAAUGAACUGCAUUGUUGUUGCAAGAAAUUGCUCUGCUCUGUCAGAGUGCAACAAGUUAGGCCUAAUGCCAGUGACAGUGUAGGAUGGAAUUAUGGCAGAUAAAGCACACGAAUGUGAGACGAAAUCAGUUAUUCUUUUUUGUGCUUGUGAGUGGCAUGAAAGUGAGGGAUGGUAACAGACUGGACAGGCUCAUUAAGAACAUAUUGGAGGUCGUGGCAGAGAGAAGGAUGCUUCACAAGCCGAUGAGCAUUCUCCUGAAUAACACCGCUCAUCCCCUAAAUGAUAAGCUUGUUGAAUACCUCAAGAGUACCUUACCUUCAGUGGCAGGCGAAUCUUCCUCUUAAAGACAGCCAUCCCACCUUUGGAGUUCACAUACAAGAAUGACAGGAUUGCUUUGGCUUUCGUCGAAGCAUCUAUACAGAGUCCAAUGGCCAAUAAAGGAAGUAUCUGCAAAGACAUGCGAGUGUUCCCAGCAGAGUGCCGAGGCAGGCGCUGCACCUACCGGGCGAGGAUUGUGGCUGAUGUUAGCUGGUCGGUAAAUGGCAUCCCAAAAGGCAUCAUCAAGCAAGCUCUGGGCCUGGUACCCAUUAUGGUCAAGUCUAAACUGUGCAAUCUGCAUGGCCUUUCACCAGGAGAACUCAUUGAGCACCAUGAAGAGGGAGAGGAGAUGGGUGGAUAUUUCAUUGUGAAUGGCAUCGAGAAGGUAAUCCGAAUGCUUAUCAUGCCAAGGAGGAACUACCCAAUCGCUAUGUCACGCCCCAAAUGGAGGAGUCGAGGCCAGGGAUACAGCCAGUACGGUAUUUCAAUGCACUGUGUGAAAGAAGAGCAUACAGCCAUCAACAUGAACUUGCAUUAUCUGGACAAUGGCACUGUGAUGCUCAACUUCAUCUUUCAGAAGGAGCUCUUUUUCAUUCCCCUGGGAUUUGCACUGAAGGCACUGGUGGACUUCACAGACUUCCAGAUCUAUCAGGAGUUGAUCAAAGGGCUAGAGGACAACUCCUUCUACAAGAGCUGUGUCUCCCAGAUGCUGCGUGUGGUCAUGGAGCAAGGCUGCACCACCAAGGGGAAGGUGCUCCGCUACCUGGGCGAGCGCUUCCGGGUCAAGAUGAACCUGCCCGAGUGGUACAGCCAUGAGCAGUGUGCCCACUACUUACUAGAUGAGUGUCUGUGCAUCCACCUGAAGUCAGACGUGGAGAAAUUCUACCAGCUGUGCCUGAUGACCCGGAAGUUGUUUGUCUUUGCCAAGGAAGGCUGUAUGGAGGAGAACCCUGACAGUCUGAUGUGUCAGGAAGUCAUCACCCCGGGCCAGCUCUACCUCAUGUUCCUCAAGGAGAGGCUGGCUGCCUGGCUGGUCUCAGUGAAGUUAUCCAUGGACAAGAGAGCCCACAGGAUACCAGCUGACCUCACCUCCGAUAUCCUGAUGAAGGUGUUCAACAUGGGCACAGAUCUCACCAAGCCCUUUGAGUAUCUUCUGGCCACAGGCAACCUCCACUCAAAGACAGGUCUGGGGAUGCUCCAGAACACAGGCCUGUGUGUGGUGGCCGAUAAGCUCAACUUUGUGCGCUAUCUGUCGCACUUCCGCUGCGUGCACAGAGGUGCUGCCUUCGCCAAGAUGAGGACCACGUCAGUGCGUCGGCUGCUGCCCGAGUCGUGGGGCUUUGUGUGCCCCGUGCACACGCCUGACGGCGAGCCCUGCGGCUUGAUGAACCACAUGACUGCCCACUGCGAGAUCGUGGCCCCUGCCCUCUCUACCACCACGAUCCCUGCUCUGCUCUGCUCUCUGGGAGUGACCCCAGUAGACGACACCCCAAGUCAGCCGUAUUCGGACUGCUACCCUGUGCUACUGGACGGAGCUCUGGUGGGCUGGGUGGAGAAGGAGCUUGCUCCGGGCUUGGCAGAGUCCCUCCGCAGGUUCAAGGUGCUGAAGGAGAAGAGAGUUCCUCCCUGGACGGAGAUCGUCCUGAUUCCGCAGACGGGCAAGGCCAGCUUGUACCCUGGCCUGUUCCUCUUCACCACUCCCUGCCGCAUGGUGCGGCCUGUGCGCAACCUGUCCCUGGGCAAGCAGGAACUCAUUGGCACCUUCGAGCAGCUCUUCAUCAAUGUGGGCAUAUUUGGGGAUGAAAUUGAGGAAGGGGUCACCACACACCAAGAGCUGUUUCCACACAGUAUGCUGAGCGUGGUGGCCAACUUCAUCCCUUACUCAGAUCACAACCAGAGUCCUAGGAACAUGUACCAGUGUCAGAUGGGUAAACAGACCAUGGGUUUCCCCCUUCAUUCAUUUAAGGAACGUUCGGACAACAAACUCUACCGUCUGCAAACUCCCCAGAGUCCACUAGUGCGACCAGUCAUGUAUGAUCACUACAAUAUGGACAACUAUCCCAUCGGUACCAACGCAAUUGUGGCAGUGAUCUCCUACACAGGUUACGACAUGGAGGACGCUAUGAUUGUGAACAAGUCAUCAUGGGAGCGAGGCUUUGCCUAUGGCUGUGUGUACAAGACUGAGUUGGUGGACCUCACGGAGAAGGUGAAGGGCGAGGAUGGGGUGGUGUUUGGGGUGCAGCCGGGAGACCCCAGAGUCAUUGACCACCUGGACGCUGAUGGGCUACCAGCCAUCGGCACCACAUUGCACUAUGGAGACCCCUUCUACAGUUAUAUCAACCUCAACACUGGCAAGGGUGUUGUGAUCUACUACAAGAGUCAGGAAAGCUGUGUGGUGGACAACAUCAAAGUGUGCAGCAACGACCAGGGCACGGGCCGCUUCAAGCGCGUGUGCAUCACGGUGCGCGUGCCGCGCAACCCCACCAUCGGCGACAAGUUCGCCAGCCGCCACGGCCAGAAGGGCAUCCUGAGCCGCCUGUGGCCAGCCGAGGACAUGCCCUUCAGCGAGAGCGGCAUGACGCCCGACAUCCUGUUCAACCCGCACGGCUUCCCCUCCCGCAUGACCAUCGGCAUGCUCAUCGAGAGCAUGGCGGGCAAAUCGGCGGCGCUCCACGGCCUCUGCCACGACGCCACGCCCUUCAGCUUCUCCGAGAAGCACCAGGCACUGGGCUACUUCGGCGACUCCCUGCGCGCCGCCGGCUACAACCACUACGGCACAGAGCGCCUCUACAGUGGCAUCAGCGGUCUGGAGUUGGAGGCCGACAUCUUCGUGGGCGUUGUGUACUACCAGCGCCUGCGCCACAUGGUCUCGGACAAGUUCCAGGUGCGAACCACGGGCGCGCGUGACAAGGUCACCAACCAGCCGGUGGGCGGCAGGAACGUCCAGGGCGGCAUCCGCUUCGGGGAGAUGGAGCGCGACGCACUGCUGGCCCACGGCUCGUCCUUCCUGCUGCACGACCGCCUCUUCAACUGCUCGGACCGCUCGGUCACGCAGGUGUGCAUGGACUGCGGCAGCCUGCUGUCGCCGCUGCUGGAGAAGCCGCCGCCGUCUUGGUCAGCCACCAGACAGCGCAGGACUGUGUGCACGCUGUGCGGCAAAAGUGACGCCAUUGACACGGUGGCAGUGCCUUAUGUCUUCCGCUACUUUGUGGCAGAGUUGGCCGCCAUGAACAUCAAAAUCAAGCUUGAUGUGAAGUAAGGAUAGGAGGUAGUGUGUCCAUUUGUGUUCUUUUGUUUGUUGUAUUUGAACGUAAGGCAGAAUGAACGUAAGGCAGAAUGAAGUCAACUAAAUAUUGACGUAGUUGGCUAUACGAUUAUGUGAAAAGUGAAUGUCAGUUGCUACACGGUGAAAAAAACAUAACUUCCAAAUACCCCCUGGGUCCUAAAAUUGUAAAGGAUAUUGAAAUAUUUUUAAGAACAGUGUAAUAAGGUAAUCAAUUCUUUAUUAACUUAACCAUUUUAGUGGUACCUCACACCUUUACUCAUCACCAGGCAAGACCAUGACAUGCAAAAUAUUACAAAUAUAUUUCCAACUUGAUGUAUUAAAGCAUAAAAAACA